Molecule: messenger RNA, 474 nt
Organism: Adineta steineri
Lineage: Eukaryota; Metazoa; Rotifera; Eurotatoria; Adinetida; Adinetidae
Source: the annotation of a GenBank genome assembly
AUGUUAGUACUUAUCGCUCUUUUCGCUAUCACAGCAUCUAUAGCCUGUGCACGUGCGACACCUCCACAAUAUCCACUAUGGCCUACUGGUUUCAAAACAGAAGCAACUAUAACUGCUUUUGAUGAAGAGAAUCAACCGCAUACUCAUCGAAGUGUAUUUUAUUAUUCUUAUACAAAUAAAACGUCUAGUGGACGUUUACAUGGACAAGAACGACAUGAUCAUUUUGGUUAUUGUUACGGUUGGGCUGUAAAUCAACCAAGUUGCACCAUAUUAAUUACCGAUAAUGUCUAUGUUGUUGCUAAUAAUCUUUGUUGUUUAGCAAUGCCAGGAAAUUAUGGUGUACCUAUUGGUUGGCUUAAAGGUGCAACAUGGCUUGGAAUAGAACAAAUACAUGGUAAAACUGUUGAUCAUUGGUAUUCUCAUGAACAUGAAUAUUGGAGUGAAGUUAAUGAGCCAUUUAAUGGUGUUCGUUAG